AUGGCGGCCUCUUUCGCCGACAGGCCACUGCUGCCUCCGGGCGAUGCAGACGGCUCUAACGACCCCUUUGUGUCGCCUUCCGCUCCGGCGCACCACCGGUACUCCAACUUCGACAGCCAACUCUUUGCUCUUGGUCCUGCAUCUUCCCCGGGCCAGGCGAAACGCGCGCUCGAAGCUCACCUGGCCGAAACUGAACGUCGGAUGGAAGAAGCGGGCAAGCUAGGGACCGCGCUUGUCCAGCAGCGAAAGGAGCUGGCACAGCGACUGAAGGAGGUCGAAAAGCUACAGGCUGAAGGAGACCUGACUGAUGAGCUUCGCACGAAGCUUACCGAGAUUGAAAAGGAAUACAAUGAUGUAGCACGGGAAACCGCGCGGGCUUUCCUGCCGAAGCAGAGGGUGCCCAGUAAUGAGGCAGCUGGAGGCUCACCAUUUGUACCGGAAGGUCGCGGUGGAAGACGUUCCGUCAGUCCGUCAAAAUUCGAGAGCCAAGCCACAGGAUCACCGACAAAGCUCAGCGUCCCGAACCGAAAGAUACGAAAUCAACCCUCCAACCGGGUGCACGACAUCGAAUUCGCAGCAGAGAUCAGCACCUCUCUGCUCGCCCAGGUCCGCAACCUGCAGGCUCUUCUCGCCGAGAAGGACGAGGAGCUCCGGGAUACGAAGGCCGAGAAGUCUAGGCUCGAGAUCGAGACAGAAGGGUUCCAGCAACGGGUCAAGACCCUCGAUGAGAGCGAACAUCGUUAUAAGGACGAAAACUGGAACCUGGAGACGCAGAUCCACGAGCUGAUGGCCUCCCAGAAAGAGGGCACAGAUCGCGAGAAGAAGAUGACCCAGGCUCUGAAUAUCCUCCAGGCUGAAAAGAACCAGGCUCAGAAGGAACUCGACGAAGUGAAGCUCUCCCACGCAAAGUUGGCCGAGGAGCACGAAGCCUCCAUCAAGCAUCACGAUAUAGAGCUCGGCACAGCCAAACGCAGCGCCGCUCUCGCAGAAACCGAGCGCACAACUCUGCAACGCAAGAUCGACGACUUGAUGGGCCAGAACCAAGAACUCGCCAAGGCCUUCUCGUCUCAACGCGGACGAGGCCUCGAGCGCGACCAUCACAUGGGCAUGAGCGACGAAGACUUCGAGACUGCGAACGAUAACGUCACACCGGAACACUCGCCCCCUCCCUCGCCUAUCAAGGGCACCCCACGCCACUCUGUUCUCGAAUCUGAAACCCUCAAGACGUCCCUGCUUCAUGCUCAGCGAACUAUCCAAAGCCAGCGAUCGCAGCUGCACCGCGAGAAGACUGAGAAGCUUGAGCUCAAGAGGCUCCUCCAGGACAGUCGCGAUGAGCUCGAAAGGUCCCGCAACGAUUCUGGUGGUCUCUCGAACCGUCGCAGUCGCAAAGUUGAUUCUAAAGAGUUCAAGAAGCCCGCCAAGACUCUGCUGGGAGGUCUUCGAUCAAGCCGCAGCGAAAUUGUCGACGACCCUGAAUGGGAAGAGCACUCCGAGGGCGUUAGUCCCAGACGCUCUUCCACCCACUCCACUCCCACGUCUCGCAUGCCCGGGCCUGGCGCCUAUCCUAUGACCACCGACACGAGCGACCAGUUUGACACCGCCAAUGAGACGAGCGACGCCGCUUUCGAGACAGCCAACGAACGUGGCACGGAAACGGAAGGCUUCCACACCGGUGCCGAAGAGUUUUCUGACGACGACGACGCCCAGACCGAGACGGAAAGCCCUUCAAGGUCCCGAAGGCCGCAAGCCUUGACGCUGGCUGGAAGCCGAAACUCUUUCCACAGCACGGCAUCGACAUCGGCGGACGAAGAUAUGGAUUACAGCGAACUGAGAACGCCGGUAGCGCACUCUUCAGAACAAAAAAUGCGUCUCAAGGUCAGCCGCGGAUUCCUCAACCGACGCUCGCGACAGGCGAGCGAGGAGCCCACCUUCCAGAGCAGCCCGGCCAGUUUUGCAACCAGCAGUGCCAACGGAACGCCCCAGCAAGCCGGUCAGAGUUUGUUCGCCGAGCUGGCAGAGCUCGAAGGCAGCGACGUCGAGUCUCUCGAUGCAACGCCCAGUCGCAGAGCUAGGUCAAUAACCCCUGCAUCUGUGGCUAAGCGUUCGAGCACUACGCCCUCUGUGCUCGCUUUACCUCAACUUGCAAUGGUCGACAGUGGCAUCAUGACCGACCCUGUGAAGAAGUCCCGCGAGCCAUCGCCCGAUCUGACGAGGACGAGACCUCUCAUGGUGGACUGCGGUGUCAUGACCGAACCUAUGGAACCCCUGACCCCGCGAUCCCCAGUCAGCGUCGUUGCUCUCGACAGGCCCACGUCUGUAUCUUCUAUGCUCGACGCCGGUACCAUCUCAGGCCAGAGUGACACCACCACCGCCUCGAGUCUGCCAGAUUUCUCUCGCUCUAGGCCACAAUCAACAUGGUCGUACAGCGAUGCUGGUGCACAACACGAUCCUGGUAUGGACAGAGAGCUGUCUCAGUUCCCUCUCCCACCCACAAUGCAACAUGGCUUUGUUCAGCCUCCAGCCCCGCGCCUGAGCUUCUCAGCCAUUGACAAUCAAGACAUGGCGCCAGUCCCGGAACCCGUGGUACUGCCUCCCGCGCCUGCGGCGCUAACGUUCACCGCCUUGGAUUCCACUGCCAUUGAGCCCAAAGCUGAGCCUGAGCCCAUUCCUGAACCGGCACCGGCCUUGCGACUGUCGCCGAUUUUCUCAGAGACGGUCGAGCCAAAGGUGGAGCCUGAGGUGCCUGUCCCGGUACCUAUUCUGAAGUACUCACCACUGAUGUCGUCGACCGUGGAGCCCAGGGCCGGACCUGAGGUUAUCCUACCCGCUCCGGUGCUUGGCCUUUCUUCAUACCGGUCUGAAGCUGUUGAGCCACGGUCUGAACCCGCGAUUGUACCCCCGCCUCCUCCUCCGGCUCCUGAGCUCGCGUUCUCUGCCUUGGUCUCUGAGAUUGUUGAGCCCAGAGCAGAGCCUGAACUGGCCCCUCCUCCCCCGCCCCCUAUGCCGCAGCUGGUUUUCUCUUGCUUCGUUUCUGAAGCCAUCGAGCCGAAGGUCGAGCCCGAACCGCCUGUUCCAGUUGCUCCUGUUUUGAGCAUGUCUCCUCUCUCCAUACACGACAUUGAGCCGCUUGCCGAGCCGGAGAUCGAGCCCAUCCUUCCCUCUCUUGUCCAAGAGUCACAACAAGUCCCUCUCGAUGGGCAGCAGCCUUGGCACACCCGCACCGUUCGUAUUCGACGCUACUCACAAGACCAAGGCAGCUUGGGCAGUGUCCGGCGCAUGUCUGUUGAGUCCCAACACGAUAUCACGGCGGCGCCUCAACGACCAGGCAGCGCAAGCAGUCGUCGCAACUCAAACGUGCAACCUAUGCCGCCGCUGCCGCAAAACCAUAUGGAGGUCAUCGAAGCCGCUAGGAGCGGAUCUGCGCACGGAACGCCUGGGACCGCCUCCGUCAUGGGGCCGCCUCUGUGGCCGGCCUCGGCCAUGCGCGGACAGCGACCUCAGACCCCGAGCAGUGUUCGGCCACAGUCUCCUGCGUCCGUCAAGGGCACCCCGACACCGAAGGCCAUUAGGACUGGCGCUGCGGCACACGGGACCGCCAUCAUCCACUCGCCGACCAAGGCCUCGGCUCGCAGUCGCCGCUCGUCCGUGUCUUCAUUUGCGUCCGAGAUCGAUACGCGCUUUAACAUUCGGGCGAACGGUCUGGGCGUGGACGCGACAGGCUUCUUACACUGGAUCCUCGUAUGA
Molecule: messenger RNA, 3744 nt
Organism: Verticillium dahliae VdLs.17
Lineage: Eukaryota; Fungi; Ascomycota; Sordariomycetes; Glomerellales; Plectosphaerellaceae
Product: anucleate primary sterigmata protein A
Exons: 3
Coding region: 1-3744 (1247 amino acids)
Biological process (GO): establishment of mitochondrion localization; microtubule cytoskeleton organization; dynein-driven meiotic oscillatory nuclear movement
Cellular component (GO): mitochondrion; cell cortex
Molecular function (GO): tubulin binding
Source: RefSeq, a predicted model, not a curated record